Messenger RNA from Hyposmocoma kahamanoa, 1675 nucleotides. RefSeq lists its product as uncharacterized. Bases 163 to 897 code for a protein of 244 amino acids. The record is from RefSeq and is a predicted model, not a curated record. The transcript is spliced from 3 exons. Lineage: Eukaryota; Metazoa; Arthropoda; Insecta; Lepidoptera; Cosmopterigidae.
GUGUCGUGGUGUGGUUUUUCGGAGAAAUAUUGUUCUUGAAACUUUUAUACAAUAAUCAAAUUUGUAUUGUCGUAUUUUUGUUAAAACAAAGACCUUUUAACACACUACGGCACGCAGGAGAGAGCUGGUGUUACCACAAAUACAAAAUUAUUGUAUUUAACAAUGGGAAGCCGUGAACAGGAUCUUAAAAGCACCGUAAGGGAAAUGAGCGAUCGGCUGGAACAGGAAUUGAAAACUAUUACUAAAGGUUUACAAGGUUUACAUCAACGAUUAGACCAAAUAGAACUCAGUCUAAGAUCUCGAGAAGGAACUGCGCCAAAGGACGAAGUUGUUGAAGCUAAAGCUGUUAAGCCAGAUAUUAGACUUGGAUUGUCUAACCCAGGAACUUCUACAUUUACUUCUAAUGCUAAUUCAACACCUUUUUUGAAAUCCCCUUGCUACGUGAACUGGGUUCAGGAAACACAUGGAGGUCUAAAAGAACUACAGCUCGUUAACUUCAAUGACUUGGUCACGACUAUAGACGAUAUUCUUAUGAAAGCGAAUGUAAUUCAAACUUCUGGCACUGAAUUUUCAAUUGAUGAGAUGUCUACAGCUAGAAAAGCAGUAAGAGAGCUCGAUGUAUCGAAAAUAACAAAAUUUAAACGAUUCCCUUCAAAUGGUAACUUUAUAAAUAUUAACCCAAAUUUUGAAAGGAAUGCUGAACUGAAGAAAAUGUUAACAGCUACGGACGUGUCGACUUUUAAAAAAGCGGCUUUAAAUUAUCGCAAUAAUAUUUUGAAACCCGAAAAUACAAUGGAUCAGUGCUCAUUUGAAAUUUUACACAAUUUGGCAUGGGUACUACCAAGGUCACGACCGACUGAAAUAACAAAUACAAGAGGCUCAGAGCCGAAUACAUAAUUUCAAUUUCAAAGAACACUAUAUUGCCGACGACCUCAAGGACUAUAUGGACAUGGAACGCGAGCGCAGGGCACUGGCGGUGAGGACGAAGAUGCUGGCUCGCCGGUUUGCUUGAUGUAAGGCAGAGUGAAGGUCACACUUUUUAGAGCCUAUUGCUAUAUGCUCUGCGGGCCAGCUAUACCCAAAGCCUGCUCAGUGCCCUGCGUACGUAUUAUAAUAACGCCUUCACGACGCUGCUGCAGCUGCCUUGGUUCUGCAGUGCGUCUGCCAUGUUUGCUGAAGCUCGCGUCAACAGCUUCACGCUAUUCUUACGGAAGAAGUAGGCGUCUUUAUUAAACAGAAUAAGUGGCAGCAGCAACAGCCUACUGAAGACUAUCGCGGAUAGGAGUGAGUGCCCCGUGAUGCGGCACUUACUACAACCACAAAGUCCGUUGUAGAAUUUAAGUACUAACCUAAUUACAAGCUAUUUUUGUUACUAGCACUUGAUGGGUCCCUGUUGUCCGUAAUAAAGAUUUAUUAUAGUAACAUAGUAGAUUUUAUUUUAAGAAGGUACUGGUUUCCUUGUAUCGCCUGUAUUAACACUGAUUUGGUCUUUUAUGGAAAUGUGAAAUAUCUACUGUUGUAUGAUUUUCAUGUUCAUUUAUUUGCGUUUCACAUGGAUGAUAAAGUUAUACAUGUGAUACCCUCUAAGCGUGUAGCAAAGUUACAAUGGAAUUUAAAUACAUUGCAAGCUUGAACGUAGUUAAUUAGUUUAGAUGAUUAAUUAUAAUAUUGAUUA